AUGUCUACUACUACCAUCACAGAAGACCGCAUCGAGCUCACGAGCUUUCAUGGCACUUCGCAACCACCGUCAAACAAGAUCUUCACUCCAACUUCCAGACCGUCGUCUUUGAGUCACAUCCAUGACGAAAUACCGGACAACGCAGCCUACUCCGUCACCGCAGUACCAGACGGCGGAUACGGAUGGAUAGUAGUCGCAGGCUCCUCAACAACAAGUUUCUGUAACAACGCCAUCAUAAACUGCUGGGGCGUCUUACAAGCCGCGUUACUCGAUUCAACGCUAAAAGACGUGCCUCCAUCUACACUCUCCUACGUCGGAUCUUUGGGACUCGCAGGCGGCGCUUUGUACGGACUAGGAGCUGUCCGUCUCAUGAGACUGAUAGGUGGCCGGACAACAAUCCUCCUCGGUGUCUUCCUCAUGGGCUUGGGGUUGAUCGGAGCAAGCUUCUGCACGUCCAAUCUGCCUGGUCUGUUCGGUACGUACAGUGUCAUUGGCGGUAUUGGGAUGUCGCUCAACUGGACGGUCUGCAACACAGUCCCCGUGCAGUACUUCAGCGCUCGUCUCGGUCUCGCAAACGGUCUUAUCAAGCUGGGUGGCGGCGUAGGCGGCUGCGUCAUGGCAGUUGCGUUGAACGCCCUGUACGAAAAGGUCGGUAUCGAGUGGACUUUCCGCAUACAAGGUCUGCUUACCUGGGCUAUUGGUCUUCCGGCUGCGUGGAUGGUCAAGGAUCGUGUGCCGCUGAGGAACAUACCUUUUGUCGAUCUCUCCAUGUUCCGGUCUCUUACCUUCAUCGCCACGUUCGUUGCAAGUGCCAUUGGUGUAUUUGCGCUGUUCGUCCCGCCAUACUAUCUGCCACUAUUUGCGCAGUCGAUUGGUCUCAGUUCUAGUACUGGUGCUGCGCUCGUCGCUGCGUUCAAUGCCUGCAAUGCCAUCGGUCGGUUCAUUGCAGGUCCUCUAUGCGACAAGUUUGGCCCACUCAACACCUUCGUCAUCGUCAUGGUGCUCAACGCCACAAGCAUGCUUGCGAUCUGGCCAGUCUCAAAUACUCUCGGUCCACUCGUACUCUUCGCAAUCCUGAACGGUGUUGCGAACGGCGCGUACUUUACCACCCAGCCAACGGUAGUCGCUGGUAUCUUUGGCCCUGGAAGAGCUGCCGUCGCUAUGAGUAUGUCGGUCACUGGUUGGAGCGUGGGGUAUCUGAUGGGUGCGCCAAUAGCUGGUUAUUUGUUAGAGGCCGCUGGUGGUAGACAAGGUGCCGCAUCGGGUCAGAACAUUGACGUAUAUCGCCCUGCCAUCUUCUAUGCUGGUGGGACGGCGACUGUGUCUGCAUUGUGCGUUCUUAUUGCGCGGCUCACGGUGACGGGGAAAUUGCGCAAAAGGGUCUGA
Molecule: messenger RNA, 1386 nt
Organism: Alternaria metachromatica
Lineage: Eukaryota; Fungi; Ascomycota; Dothideomycetes; Pleosporales; Pleosporaceae
Exons: 1
Coding region: 1-1386 (461 amino acids)
Biological process (GO): transmembrane transport
Cellular component (GO): fungal-type vacuole membrane
Molecular function (GO): transmembrane transporter activity
Source: RefSeq, a predicted model, not a curated record